AUGCCACGGCUCACCGAUUCUUCCUUGGCGAUCAUUUCCCAUGCUGUAGGGAUUGUGAUGAGGCCUCCUCCAGGUUUGGCAGAAAUACUAGGGCAGCACUUGCCUGUUUUUGCUUUGAAACGUUUGGCAUCUGGGGAUAUGUGGCGAACAAUUAGUGAUGCAUUUGGAGUGGCUUCAUGCACUGCCCAAACUUGUCUACGCUGUUUCAGGUAUGCAUUGCUUGAGCAUGAAAGACUAAUGAUCCAUUGGCUGGAUGAGGAGGGAAUGAAAGAAGUUAUAAUUGGAUUUCAGAGAUUGUGUGGAUUCCCAAACUGUUGUGGUGCAAUGGAUUGCACUCACAUUGCAAUCGAGCUCCCAGGAUCAGAGGAUGCAACGGAUUGGUAUGUUGGGGCAAAAAAGUACUACUCGAUGGUAGUUCAAGCUGUGGUAGACAGUAAGACUUCAUUCCUUGACAUAACAACAGAGAUAGCAGGUAGUGUUCCAGAUAGGCGAGUUUGGAAUUCUAGUGGUUUGAAGAAGGCUUGGAUUGAGAAGAAGCGUUUAUGUGGUUCAGUAUACCACACAGAGUUUGGGGACAUUUCACAAUAUAUCAUUGCAGAUGGAGGAUAUGACUGUGCUUUACCGGUGUUGGUCCCAUAUCCAAACAGGUUUCAUGGCAAAGAGCAGUACAACUUCCUUCAUUCUUCUAUGAGGAUUGUUGUCAAGCGAUCUUUUGGAAUUUUAAAGAGGCAAUGGAAAUUGCUAGCUUGGAAAGGAUUCAGAGGUCAUCUAGGCAUCCUUGCGAAUAACAUCAUAGCUUGUUGUGUGCUACAUAACUUAAUGAUCACACAGAAUGAUAGGUUCAUGGAAGAUUUUGACCCCGACAAAUUUAACCAUGAUGCAGGCUACCUUCCACAAAGGUCUCUUCGUUCAGCUAAAGAUGGCAUAGCAUUGAGAGACACAGUGGAAAAUAAACCGGCAGCUCAGAAGAACGGUGAUCACAACAAUGGUGAUGCGCUCUCCAGGCGAUGGUUUAUGUCGAGCUCCCUCUAG
Messenger RNA from Selaginella moellendorffii, 1032 nucleotides. RefSeq names its product protein ANTAGONIST OF LIKE HETEROCHROMATIN PROTEIN 1-like. The record is from RefSeq and is a predicted model, not a curated record. The transcript is spliced from 3 exons. The coding region runs from base 1 to 1032 and encodes 343 amino acids. NCBI's taxonomy places the organism in Eukaryota, Viridiplantae, Streptophyta, Lycopodiopsida, Selaginellales, Selaginellaceae.